AUUUUUUUAACCCGUUUCAAAUUGAAACCGACAUGCCCACCUCGUGGAAAGCUCUUAAUUGUGCAUUGCAAGGACUCAACCCUGUGUCUGUGUAGUACACAACGGAGAGUUGCCAGCUCGUUUCCUCACAGCUUCUUGUCCUUCCUCCCUUCCCAUAUAGUCCAACUUAGAUCCUAAAUCAACAACUUCAGGGAAGAUUCAAGCUGCCAUUGCUCUAUACCAGCUUCGUUUUUGAUUGCUUCGUCUUGUUGCAAGGUUGAAGUUUAGAAUUUUCCCAUUUCUCUACCAAGCUAUACUCCCCAUAAGGUUUUGCUGCCUUUGUAUGAGGCAGAAGGCAAGGAAUUUCUUCAUCAGUUCAUUUUAAGGGGCACUCUUAUAUUGCAGAUGGCUGAAAGCUCUGAAGGAAAUCAUGAAAUUAGUAGCCUGCCAGAUGAGAGCUACCGUUAUGAGAGACCAUAUUUAGAAUCUAUAUACGAUUCAUUCUUAUGCCCUCUAACGAAGCAAGUGAUGCGUGAACCUGUAACUACUGAAAAUGGUCAAACCUUUGAAAGGGAAGCAAUUGAGAAAUGGUUUAAGGAAUGUAAGGCAAGCGGAAGAAAUCCUGUUUGUCCCAUAACACGUAGAGAGUUAAAAAGCACAGAGCUUAAUCCGAGUAUAGCUUUGUCGAAAACUAUAAAAGAAUGGAAUGCACGAAAUGAAGCUGCUCAGCUUGAUAGGGCUCGAAGAACACUGUCUAUGGGAAAUGCUUCAGAGACUGAAAUCCUGCGUGUGUUGCAAGAUCUUGUGAAUCUCUGCCAGAAAAGUAGGUCCAAUACUCAAGCAAUCCGUAAUGCAGAUCUGAUACCAAUGAUUAUUGAGAUGCUAAGGAGCAGUAGUAGGAGAGUUCCGCUCAAAGCUCUUGAAACUCUUCGAGCUACUGUAGAGCAUGAUGAUGCCAAUAAGGAUAUAUUGGCUGAAGGUGAUACUGUGCGGACAAUAGUGAAAUUCUUGCACCAUAAGAAAUCCAAGGAGAGAGAAGAAGCCGUUUCUUUGUUAUUUGAGCUAUCAAAAUCCAAGUCUUUGAGUGAAAAGAUUGGAUCAAUCAAUGGAGCCAUUCUCAUCCUAGUUGGAAUGGCAAGCAGCAGUUCAGAAAAUGUUGUUACUGUUGAGAGAGCUGAGAAGACACUAGUAAAUCUUGAAAAGUGUGAAAGCAAUGUACGUCAACUGGCAGAAAAUGGGAGAUUAUGGCCUCUUUUGACUCUGCUACUUGAAGGAUCAAAUGAGACCAAGCUUUCGAUGGCUGCUUUUCUUGGUGAUUUGGUCCUUAACAAUGAUGUGAAAGUCUUAGUAGCCAAGAGUGUCGGUCCAUCACUCAUUAAUAUGAUGAGGGAACAUGGUAGCAUGGAAGCUAGAGAAGUUGCUUUAAAAGCUUUAAACCAAAUAUCUUCAUACGAAGUGAGUUCCAAGCUCUUGAUAUCAGCUGGUAUACUUUCACCCCUUGUGAGGGAUCUCUUUGCCAUUGGUGCCAAUGCACUUCCCAUGCGACUAAAGCAAGUCUCUGCAACAAUAUUAGCAAAUAUUGUGAACUCCGGUUAUGAUUUUGAUUCUAAACAACGCGAUCACCAGAAUUUAGUUUCAGAAGAUACAAUCCAUAACUUUCUCCAACUUAUCAGCAACACAGGACCCGCCAUAGAAAGUAAGCUUCUUCAGGUUCUUGUUGGACUUACUAGUUCCUCCACCACAGUAACCAGUGUUGUUUCUGCUAUUAGAAGCUCAGGUGCUGCAAUCAGCUUGGUUCAGUUCAUUGAGGCCCCACAGAAGGAUCUUAGAGUGGCUUCCAUAAAACUUCUCCAGAACCUCUCCCCGCAUAUGGGUGAGGAAUUAGCAGGUUGCUUAAGUGGUACUAGUGGUCAACUUGGCAGCCUAAUCAAAGUCAUAUCAGAGAAUACAUUUGGUAUAACUGAGGAACAAGCAGCAGCUGUUUGCCUUUUAGCUGACCUACCUGAGCGUGAUAUAGGCCUUACAAGGCAGAUGCUUGAUGAAAAGUUCUUCCAGCUUGUCAUCUCAAGGGUAGAUGGCAUACGGCAUGGAGAAAGAAGUGGGGGGCGCUUUGUGACUCCAUUUCUUGAAGGGCUAGUGAAAGUUCUUUCCCGCAUCACUUUUGUUUUGUCCAAUGAACCAGAUGCUCUUGCAGUUUGCCGUGAAUACAAUGUUGCUUCACUUCUCAUUGAACUUUUGAAAACAAACGGGCUUGACAAUGUACAAAUGGUAUCUGCUAUGGCCUUGGAGAACCUAUCUCAAGAGUCAAAGAACUUGACGAAAUUGCCCGAGCUGCCUAAGCCUGGGUUCUGUAUAUCAAUCCUCCCUUGUUUGGGUUCCCCACAUGUUAUAACUGGAUUAUGUAAAGUCCAUCGCGGGACUUGUUCGUUAAAAGAGACGUUUUGUCUUUUGGAAGGUCAGGGUGUAGAAAAGCUGGUCGCUCUCCUUGACCAUACCAAUGAGAAGGUGGUUGAGGCAUCACUUGCAGCUUUGUCCACUUUGUUGGAUGAUGGGGUUGAUAUUGAACAAGGAGUUCAGGUGUUAUGUGAUGCAGAAGGAAUCAGACCCAUACUUGACGUGUUGCUUGAGAAACGUACGGAAAAUUUGAGAAGAAGGGCAGUUUGGGCUGUUGAGAGACUUCUACGCACUGAUGACAUAGCUUAUGAGGUUUCUGGGGAUCCAAAUUUGAGCACAGCACUAGUGGAUGCAUUCCAGAAUGCAGAUUAUCCGACAAAACAAAUUGCGGAACGGGCAUUAAGGCAUGUUGAUAAAAUCCCAGAUUUCUCUGGUGUCUUUCCAAACAUGGCAUAGGGAUUAACAAAUGCUUUCCUUCAUGUUGAUGCGGAUGAUGCCCUUGUAUUUAUCUUCAUUAUUGAGUGUAUUCAUAUUUAUAUUAAGUUGCAUCCAAGAUGUUGAUUUUUCUGUGAAUAUAGUAAGAAGCGCAGGUAAAGGUUUGACAUUGAUGUAAAGAAGUUGAUAUAUUCCAUCUCUGAAUUUAACAAUACCAAUAGACUUUAGUUUCAUCUUUCCAUGCACCGUGAAUAUGUGUACUUGAUUUUGUUACGGACUUACGGAGUAUUUAGUUUAAAGGUUUUACUUUUAUUGAUGUACUAUAAUUUUUAUUUGUUGUGAAUGUUACUAGAGGGUUGAGCAUUAUAUUGAUGUAAUAAUUGUUGAUAUCUUGUUAAAAAUUC
This is a messenger RNA of Cuscuta epithymum, 3212 nucleotides long. NCBI's taxonomy places the organism in Eukaryota, Viridiplantae, Streptophyta, Magnoliopsida, Solanales, Convolvulaceae. The record is from the annotation of a GenBank genome assembly.